AUGAUGAUCCUUUCAUUGCAGACAAAAGUUCGAAGCCAUGCGCGUGUCUUAAAAGCGGCAGUUCGUCAUCGCUACAACAUCAAAGAUACUCAACCACCAAUACAGAAGAUCAGUGAUGAAAUGCGACGAUCACAGGAAGAGACACGUCAUGUAUUACUACUCAUUCGUACUUUUAAACAGUAUGGACAUUAUGUUGCCCAGAUAGAUCCUCUUCAAAAACGAGAAAAGCUACCAGAGCUAGAGCGAUGGAUUAAUGGAGACCGAUGGAUUGAGACGCCUUUUUUUGAUGAGUUUAAUCUGCGGAAUCUUGCAUCAAAGAACCUUUUGGAGCUUACAACUCAUGUGAAUGACUUGAAUCGAGAGUUUUUUAUUGGUCAGGAUCUAUCUAUUGGUCCAGUUGCAACACUUCAAGAGAUUGUGACAGAGCUAAGGGAGCUCUUUUGCGGCCACAUUGGGCUAGAGUAUCAGCACUUGCGCAAUCGAGAUGCUGCACUUUGGAUCCGUGAGCGACUUGAAAUGUACAAAGCAAAACAAUUUUGCAAGGAUGAGAAGGUAGAGAUGCUGCGUCAAAUGGUACAUGCAGAACUUUUUGAGCGCUUUCUUGGACGGCGCUUUUCUGGAGCAAAGCGAUUUUCGAUUGAAGGUGGCGAGAGCGUGAUUUCUGGUCUUUGUGAGCUGCUUCAGACUGCUAGUGACCUUGAGGUGGAGGUCGUUCAGAUGGGAAUGGCUCACCGCGGCCGUCUGAAUGUUUUGGCUAAUGUGUUGCAGCGACCACUUCGAUCUAUUAUUUCUCAAUUUCAGCCAUAUUUGCCAGAUGAGCCCGACUACCCGAACAAUUCGGAUGACGUUCGGUACCAUCUUGGCACAUCGUCAGUUAUUGAAAUGCGUAACGGCAAGCAUCUGAAAAUCAACCUGGCGGCGAAUCCAUCGCACUUAGAAGCGGUAAAUCCAGUUGUUCUCGGACAAACUCGGGCCUGCCAAAUGCAACUGGGGGAUAACGGAAGUCGGGUAAUGCCCAUAUUGAUCCACGGAGACGCUUCAAUGUUUCAGGGAUCUGUACGAGAAGCAUUGGGUUUCAGCUCACUGGAAGACUUUCGAACGGGAGGAACGAUUCAUGUGAUUAUUAACAAUCAAAUUGGUUUUACGACACUGCCUAAGAAUGCAGAUUCUGCCGUGUAUUGCACCGAUGUUGCUAAGGUAUCUCGAAGUCCGAUCUUUCACGUAAAUGCUGAUGACCCGGAGGCGGUGGCCAAGGUGAUGAAAAUUGCAGUCGAAUUUCGCCAAACGUUUCACUGUGAUGUGACUGUUGAUUUGGUUUGCUACCGUCGUCACGGUCACAACGAACAAGAUUCACCGGAGGUCACAGCUCCAGUUAUGUAUGAUCUCAUAAAGAAACAUCCUACAGUCAUCAAGCUUUACUCUCAAAAGCUUAUUAGCGAAGGUGUUUUGUCAGUAAGCGACUACGCGAAAAUGUGCUCCACGUAUGAGGAUCAGCUUGCCUCCGAGUAUAAACACUCACGUGAAAAUUAUUCGGGAUGGGACAAUUCCGGUGAUACGUCGUGGAAAACCGAGUGGUAUAGCGACAGGAAGGGUCUUUGUCACGCCGAUACUUUGAGCAGUAAUCCAAGUGCCAUUGAUAUCAAUGGGAACCAAAUCUACGAUAGAUCAACAGGUGUCGACAAGAAGUUUUUAGAAAAGGUAGGAAGCCAACUAUUCCGGAUUCCGCAGGGAUUUUCAGCACAUUGGAAGGUUGAAGCUAUCAUGAACAAUCGGCUGCGCGCUGUUGAGACUGGUGCUCGAUUGGAUUGGGCAACGGCAGAAAUGCUGGCCUUUGGUUGCCUAAUCGUGGAAGGUGUUGAUGUACGACUUAGCGGACAAGACUGCGAACGUGGCACCUUUAACCAACGCCACGCUGUUUUAUACGACCAAGUUGAGGCGCUGUUCGGGCGCAAUGUGUCGUACACGCCUUUGAACGACCUCGACAUAGAGGUUAUGAGAUGUACACUUCAAAUGGCCGGGUUAGAAAACGCACCGCGGGGACGCUUUGAUGUAGUCAACAGCCCGCUUAGCGAAGAGGGAGUACUUGGCUUUGAAUACGGAUAUUCCUUGCAAACUCCUAUGGGUUUGACCAUUUGGGAAGCUCAAUUUGGUGACUUUGCAAAUGGUGCCCAAACAAUGAUUGAUACCUUCAUCACGACAGGUGAACAGAAGUGGCAACGGCAGUCGGGCAUUGUGCUGAAUUUACCGCAUGGCUUCGAGGGCCAAGGGCCAGAGCACAGUAGUGCACGGAUCGAACGCUUCCUUCUUCUAGUUAAUGAGGACAGUGACGAAUUCACACCUGAGCAGGGUGUCGAUGCUGCAAUAACGCGGACAAACAUUCAGGUGGUUAUUCCAUCCACUCCUGCUCAGUAUUUUCACGCUCUUCGUCGUCAAGUAUCUUCCAGCUAUCGCAAGCCGUUGAUUAUGUUCACACCGAAGUCACUGCUUCACCAUCGCCCGUGCAACUCUGACUUAGCGGACUUGACUCUGGGGACGUCAUUUCAACGUGUGCUCCUACCGCACCCGGAUGAUCAAGGGACAAUAGUGAAUGAUGAUGAGAUUCGCAAAUUGGUUCUCUGCUGUGGCAAAGUUUACUUUCCUGUGCGCCAUAGCCUGCGCAGCCAUGGAAUUCGUGACAUCUCUACGACUCGGCUGGAGCAGCUAGCUCCGUUUCCAUUCCAUGAAGUGGCCGACUGCAUCGCACGUUAUCCCAAGGCGGAGAUCGUGUGGGUCCAGGAAGAGCCGAAAAAUAUGGGCGCGUACAGCCAUGUGCUUCCGCGUUUACGGACCGUGCUCAAACAUUUGGGCGACUCCCGCGCAAUUUCUUACAUCGGACGUCCUCCGUCUGCCUCACCUGCAACAGGCCAGUACGAAGUCCACGUUCAUGAGAUGAAAACAAUUAUCGAUGAAGUAUCGCGUAAGAAUGCUUAG
Molecule: messenger RNA, 2970 nt
Organism: Peronospora belbahrii
Lineage: Eukaryota; Oomycota; Peronosporomycetes; Peronosporales; Peronosporaceae
Source: the annotation of a GenBank genome assembly